AGACACCUGAACUUCACAGUCGAUUGAUACCUACACAGGAUUUUACUUUGCCAGUCCUUAACAGGAAUCCUUAAACCUUAUCUACAGCAAUGGAAGGAGCACCAAACCCAACCAAGAAGGUCUCUAGCAACAACCAGACUGGAGCAAGAUGGAGUGAUGCAAGCCAAGACCAGAGUCUGAGCAGCAAUCAACAAAGCCAGACCAGUGCUCAGCAGGGCAGUGCUCAGCAGGGCAGUGUCAGCGAUAAAACUCAAACCAGCGGUCAGCAGAGCAGCACCCAGACCGGUGGUCAAACCCAAACCAGCGGUCAGCAGAGCAGCAGCCAGAUCGGUGGUCAAACCCAAACCAGUGGUCAGCAGAGCAGCAGCCAGACCGGUGGUCAAACCCAAACCAGCGGUCAGCAGAGCAGCAGCCAGACCGGUGGUCAAACCCAAACCAGCGGUCAGCAGAGCAGCAGCCAGACUAGUGGUCAGCAGAGCCAGAGCAGUAGCCAAACAAGUGGUCAGCAAAGUCAGACCAGCGGGCAAACCCAAUCCAGUGGUCAGCAGAGUCAGACCAGUGGCCAGCAGAGUCAAACCAGUGAUCAAACCAGUGGUCAGCAGAGCCAGACCAGUGAUCAAACCAGUGGUCAGCAGAGCCAGACCAGUGAUCAAACCAGUGGUCAGCAGAGCCAAGCCAGUGGCCAACAGACCCAGGGCAGUGGACAACAAACUGGUGGAUCUCAACAAGGAAGUGCAUGGCCAAGCACCUGCAGCACCGGCAGCAGCAGCACCGGCAGCGGCAGCAUCAGCACCAGCAGCGGGAGCAGUAGCACUGGUAGUGGCAGCAGCAGCACCACCAGCAGCAGCACCACCAGCAGCGGUCAGAGCCAGGCUGGAGGUCAGCAAGGAGGGCAAAGUCAGGACCAGUCAUCUUCUUAUUACUUUAGACAAGGAAGAGAUAAGCAGCAGUAAACCUGAUCAAUAAUGAAAUCUCUGUAUUAAUCUAACGUCAGUUCUUCCUCUUCCUGUAUAACCUCUAGAAUUAGUAAAAAUUGUGGCAAAUCAUAUAAAUAAAAUCAUAUUAUUUCAGCAGCUA
This is a messenger RNA of Rana temporaria (common frog), 1077 nucleotides long. RefSeq lists its product as uncharacterized. The record is from RefSeq and is a predicted model, not a curated record. Bases 90 to 953 code for a protein of 287 amino acids. The transcript has 5 exons. Lineage: Eukaryota; Metazoa; Chordata; Amphibia; Anura; Ranidae.